This is a messenger RNA of Colletotrichum higginsianum IMI 349063, 846 nucleotides long. RefSeq lists its product as uncharacterized. The record is from RefSeq and is a predicted model, not a curated record. Lineage: Eukaryota; Fungi; Ascomycota; Sordariomycetes; Glomerellales; Glomerellaceae. The transcript is spliced from 2 exons. The coding region runs from base 1 to 846 and encodes 281 amino acids.
AUGAUUCCAGAGAACACAUCUUUUUACUCGGGAUAUGAGUGUCCCGUAUCAACUGGGGCCAUCUUCACCCAACGCCGCCCUGAUACGCGCCCUCAGAGCCCUCCACCCGAACAGCGCCGUCGCCGCCAGAGUCCACCACCCCACGAGCAGGAGGCCGCUCAUCUCCAGCCCGAUGUAGUACUUGUUCGAGUACCGCGCCACGUACCCCGUGCCCCAGGCCCAGCCCGCCAUCAGCACCGCCAACCCCGGCCUGCUGCGCCUGGGGUCCCGCCUGAAGACGAGCCCGGCCGCGAAGGACAGCAGCGGCAGGAGUCCGUACGCGACGUAGCAGGCCAGCUCCAGGUGCGACCCGAGGACCGCCAGCACACCCGCGGCGGAGGGCGGGAAGAGGAUCCCCGCCAGCGCCCGUCGAUGGGACGGGCCGCCGAGGAGCAGCUUGACGUGCGCGAUGCCGACGGCCGCGGCGUGGGCCGCCCUCGCGUGCACGUACUCUGCGCACCCGAGGGCCCAGACGAGAAAGACGACCGUACUCACUACCAUGUCCCUGUCCGUCCUCUGGCCCCUCGUCUUCGUCCCUCCGCCGUCCGCGACGCGCUCGACGACGUACCCGCCCACCGCGUCCCCGACGACCUUCCAGGCGCCCUCCCACCCGGCGUUCCUCCCGAGGACGCCCGCGCGCACCUCCUCCUCCAGGAAGAUGGCGGGGCUCCCCGCCGCGAGCUUCAGCGUCGCAAUGGGCGCGCCGAAGCCGCCGACGCCGAGCGCGGGCAGGACCAUCCGCCGCACGUGGUUGGCGAGGAUGGCGAACACGACGACGGCGAACCCGCGCGCGCGUCUGUCGUCUAG